GUCUGGGUCGCUGCUGCUACCGCUGCCCUCCUCCUCCUCCUCCUCUGCCUCCUCUCCCUCUGGCCCCAGCCGCCCUUCGGCCAGCUGAGGAGGCAGGCAGAGCUACCAUUGGAUGCUCCGGCAACCCAUGGCCGGGCUGCGAUUGACGGAGAGCACAAGGGGUGGGCAGCGGAGGAGAGCUCCGUGCUGCCUCUCCUCCCCUCCUCGGCCGAGGAGGACCUGCUGGAGGCCCGGAUCCUGCUCUGUCCCAGCCAUGGAGGCACCGCCGAACGGCACAAGAGGGGAGACUUAACGGGAACCCCCUCUGCAACCUCCCCCCCCCACCCUCCCCGCCAGAGGAGACGAAGGAGGAGGCUGGAUUUCUAAAGCCACAUCAUGCUGCUUUCUCCCGCCAGGUCAUCCUAGCCCCCACAACAAGACGGGGGUCCAAGCCUUCGGGGGAAGCGGCAGGGGAAGUCACGAGGACAGAAGCCCCAGGAAAGUGUGGGAGACAGAGUGAGAUGACCUCUUCCCAGCCCGCCAAAAGGGCAUCACUAGGGAGCGAGGGGGACGGUGAUGAUGUCGGAGAAGCCUUUGAAUUUGAAGAUAGCGAAGAAGACGAUGCCACCCAUCUCGUGGUGAGCAAUGCCAGGACCGAGCUGGGCACCAAGGGGGCACUGCAGGACCCACCCCUCAGGCGACGGUCCAGCAUCAGCGAUGACCUGGAGCCGUUGGGCGGCUGGGACGCGGAAGAGGCACUCCUGGAGGAUCGAGUUCCCUUGACCACCUCGGAUUCCAGCUCCCAUCUUGAUUGCCGAGAUCCUCAGGCUGAAGCCGAAUUGGUGGGCACGGUGAGCAAUGGAGAUUUUUCCCAGACGGGGACACGAAUCUACAGCUGGAAGCGAAGACAUUCAUCUCAAGGUGAUCAGUUCACUUUCCCCUCUGCUGACGAUGAAGUGAUUUACGAUGAUGUUCCUUACGAGAAAGUCGAUUUGCAGCCGUGUGAUUCAGGGAGAAGCUUAAUUUAUGAAGAUGUCACUCACCCCAAGCUCAGCUCGCAAGAGCCCGACGAUUUAGGCUGGAGCUCCAGCGAAUUUGAAAGCUACAGCGAAGACUCGGCCGACGAAAACAAAGCCAAUGCGGCUCACGCCAAACCCAAAGUUUCCUUCCAGCCGAAGAUGACUCAGUUUAUGAAAGCAGCCAAAAGCGGGACCAAGGAUGGCUUGGAAAAGACCAAAAUUGCUGUCAUGCGGACUUUCCUACAUAAGAAAGAUAUCCCAGCUGCAGAUGGAGAGCCGAGCAGAGGGGUCUCGGGACCCGAAAGGAAGCGAUCUCUCUCCUGGACCGGGGAGGUUGCCAUGCUCCGUAGCUUCUCCGCAGAGAGAGGAGACUCUGAAGAAGAAGAAUUGGGAUUCCUGGAGGUACCAGUUUCAGAUGCCAAACAGCUGCCGGAGUUGGGGCCGAUGCCCGAAGGGUUAAACCCUCAGCAGGUGAUACGUCGUCACAUCCUGGGCUCCAUUGUGCAGAGUGAGAGGAGCUACGUGGACUCGCUUAGGCGCAUUUUACAGGAUUAUAGGAACCCCUUGAUGGAGAUGGAGCCCAAAGUCCUCAGUGCCAGGAAAUGCCAAGUGGUCUUCUUCCGGGUCAAAGAGAUCCUCCAAUGCCACUCCAUGUUCCAAAUCGCCUUGUCUUCACGGGUGGUUGAGUGGGACUCCAUGGAGAAGAUCGGUGACCUCUUCGUGGCCUCGUUCUCCAAGUCCAUGGUCUUGGAUGUGUACAGCGAAUACGUCAACAACUUCACCAGUGCCAUGUCCUUAAUCAAGAAGGCCUGCUUGACCAAACCAGCUUUCUUGGAGUUCCUCAAGAAGAAGCAGAUGGCCAGUCUUGACCGUGUCACACUUUAUGGCUUGAUGGUGAAGCCCAUUCAAAGGUUCCCCCAGUUUAUUCUUCUACUCCAGGAUAUGCUGAAGAACACUCCAAAAGGACAUGCUGACCGGUUGUCCCUCCAGCUUGCCCUAACAGAACUGGAGACCUUGGCUGAGAAGCUCAACGAGCAGAAGAGGUUGGCCGACCAGGUGGCUGAGAUCCAGCAGCUGACCAAGAGCGUCAGCGAACGCAACCAUCUCCAUAAGUUGUUAAAUUCGGGGCAACGGCAGCUAUUAUUCUGCGAGACCCUGACGGAGACCGUUUAUGGCGACCGAGGUCAACUUAUCAAAUCCAAGGAACGGAAGGUGUUUCUUUUGAAUGAUGUGUUAGUGUGCGCCAACAUCAACUUCAAGCCUGUGAACACCGGGGGGCAGCUCGAGAUCAGCAGUCUGGUCCCUUUGGGGCCCAAGUAUAUCGUGAAGUGGAACGCAGCCUUGCCCCAGGUUCAGGUCCUAGAAGUGGGGCAGGAGAGCAGCGCCAAGGAGAAAGACGGUGUCGCCAUCCCAAACGUGGGCUCCAAGAAACCGGUGCCACCCAGCCAGUCUGGCCACAAUAAAGUUUAUUUGGGACCUCCGCGCCUGUUUCAGGAGCUUCAGGAUCUGCAAAAGGAUCUGGCUGUGGUGCAACAGAUCACUCUUUUAAUCAGCACCCUCCAUGGCACCUACCAGAACCUGAACAUGACGGUGGCCCAAGACUGGUGCUUAGCUCUGCAGAGGAUGAUGAGGGUGAAGGAAGAGGAGAUCCACUCGGCCAACAAAUGCCGCCUCCGUCUCUUACUUCCUGGAAAGCCCGACAAGUCUGGUCGUCCCGUCAGCGUCAUGGUGGUAUUCAUCACGCCCAAUCCACUCAGCAAAAUUUCCUGGGUGAAUCAUUUGCACUUGGCCAAAAUUGCCCUCCGGGAAGAAAACCAGCCUGGGUGGGUCUGCCCUGAAGAAGACAAGAAGAGCAAAGCCGCUUUCUGGUGUCCCAUUUUGGUCUGUCACAUCCCUGCCUUCUCCUCCAGGGCCCUUGACCUGCAGCUGGGGGCGGCCGUGCACAGCCCCGUCCAGUCUUCCUUGCUCGGAUUCUCGGCCAUCAGCACUUCUCUGCCACAGGGAUAUUUUUGGGUCGGAGGAGGUCAAGAGGGCGCCGGGGGUCAAGUGGAGAUAUUUUCCCUGAACCGGUCAGUGCCUCGUACAGUCAGGUCCUUCCCAGUGGCCUCGCAGGUCCUCUGCUUGGAGUACAUCCCCGAAAGGGCCGAAGAGGAGCGAACGGAGGAGUCUCAAACAGCGGCCGACCAGCCGUUUCCAGCUCAGCCUGCCCUCUGCCUUGGCCUGCAAGACGGCAGCAUCUUGGCCUAUAGCAGUCUGGACACAGGGGCUCAGUGUUUGCUGACCAGCCGAGCCCCUGGAGGCCACCCCAUCCUCUGCUUGAAGCACAACGCCGAUUACCUCUUUGCCGGACUCCAGAACGGGACGGUGGCGGUGUACUCCAGAAUCAGUGGAGGCCUGUGGGACGCCGAGGCUGAGCCCACCUGCCUGGCGGUGGGGCUGGCCCCCGUGCGGACGCUGCUCACCUUGGAUGAUGCCGUAUGGGCCAGCUGUGGCAAUCAAGUGACCGUCUUCGAUGCCGUCAGCCUGAAGGCUCAGCAAAUAUUCGAGGUCCACCCUGAAGAGGAGAGCAACGUGACCCAUAUGAUCAAGGCCGGCAGCGGGGUGUGGAUGGCCUUCUCCUCGGGGUCUUCCAUACGUCUCUUCCACACCGAAACCCUGGAGCUUCUGCAGGACAUUAACGUGGCCACCCGAACCACGGCGGUCCUGCCAGGGCAGAAGAAUGUCCGAGUCACCAGCCUCCUCAUCUGCCAGGGCCUGCUCUGGAUUGGCACCGACCAAGGCAUUCUGGUCCUCUUGCCAGUGCCCAAGUUGGAGGGGAUCCCCAAAAUCACAGGGAAGGGGAUGGUCUCUCUCAAUGGCCACUGCGGCCCCGUUGACUUCCUGGCGGUGGCAUUCAGCACUCUGGCCCCUGAGGUCUUGAAGAGCGACAAAGAGGAUGGAGCGACCGCAGACGGAGCGCCAUUGGCAGAUGACGCGCACCCCAGCCCGGGAACUCGCUCCUCCGACGUGUCUGCCCCGGACAGUUCCUCCACCCGGGAAAUCCGUAAAAAGGGCAUCCUUUUGCAAUACCGGCUCCGAUCCACGACUCACCUACCCGGACAGUUGCUCUCUGUGAGGGACACGCCUUCGCCAGCCGGCGGGAAUUCUCUCGAACACACCGAGGAAGACGGCUCCAUCUACGAAAUGGCGGACGAUCCGGACAUUUGGGUGCGAAGUCGGUCGUGCGCGAAGGAGUCUCACCGGAAGGAGAUUUCUUCCCUGGCCGUGAUUUCGGGAGGAAGGGGCUACCGCAACUUCAACGUCAACGGGCGGGCUCCGUCGAGCAGCGAAAGCGACAGUACGUUACUCCUGUGGCAAAUCCCGUUGAUUUUAUAGCGCUGUCGGUUUCGCUCUUCCCGUCUUUUCCGUUUUCGGCAUUGAACGGUGGACGACGGGGACCUCCGGUGGGGGGACGUGUGGCUAUCGGGGUACCCCCCUGGUUGGAGCCCACCAGGUUUUUACCGAUUUCAUAGUCUCCAAAUCCCCUUCUCACCCAGCGGUGUUUGCCACCUGUCAACUCUGAAGCUGACCCCACCUCUUUUUCGCACCUCCGAUCUUGACUCGAGCUAAGACUUCCGAUUUUCUUUCCGUGAACGUUUUCAGGUUUCAUAGGAAAAUUGCACACUCCCUGCAGGUUUUGGAGGGGACAGUUGAAUCCCCCCCCCUCCCCAGGAGAGACAUAUGGGUUUGGUGUACCCCCUGUGUGAAUAUCCUACCUACAAAUAUAUAUAGAGACACACACACACACUCUUAAUAUAAAAGUUCUGUAUAUUAUUAAAUUGUACAAAUAAAAAUCUGUAUAUAUUGGGGGCAGAAAUAAAGUGGUAGAAAACCCUUCCUAGUCCAGCUCAA
Messenger RNA from Pantherophis guttatus, 4889 nucleotides. RefSeq names its product Rho guanine nucleotide exchange factor 10 like (gene ARHGEF10L). Gene Ontology annotation, cellular component: cytosol. The record is from RefSeq and is a predicted model, not a curated record. Gene Ontology annotation, biological process: actin cytoskeleton organization; positive regulation of stress fiber assembly; SREBP signaling pathway. Lineage: Eukaryota; Metazoa; Chordata; Lepidosauria; Squamata; Colubridae. Gene Ontology annotation, molecular function: protein binding; guanyl-nucleotide exchange factor activity.